This is a messenger RNA of Linnemannia hyalina, 2931 nucleotides long. The record is from the annotation of a GenBank genome assembly. Lineage: Eukaryota; Fungi; Mortierellomycota; Mortierellomycetes; Mortierellales; Mortierellaceae.
AUGCCACCACCAACAACCAAUGCAUCCUCUUCUUCCUCUUCCUCCUCUACCGUCACACCAGCACAGACAACAACGGCGGCAGCACCAUUGCCACAAACUCCCUCCAGUCGCAUGUCAGAGCAUCAAAUCAACAUCGAACGCAAUCACCGCACCCUACCCCCUCAAUUCCACUCCACCCCGCCAUCCAAAUACCCCUCCAUUCCUCGUUUCACUCCUGCUAUCCCAAGCCGGAUGGGCGGGAACUAUACCCCUAAUACCCAACAAGGCUCUGGCACCAACAACAGCGGAAACAACGGAAGCAGCAAUAGCAGCAGUUAUACCCAAAACGGCAACGGUUACAACCACAGGAACGGGACUAGUAGUGCUUCGAGUUCUCCACCAGGCACUCCUCCCAGUGGUCUUCGCAAUUAUUAUCUGAGUGCUGCUUAUCAACGGUCGCAGCAUCACCUUUAUUCGAAGGGGUCCUCGGCACUCCCAUCCAACACCUCCUCGCAACAGCAACAGCAGCAACAGCAGCAGCGGCCAGCCCUGUCGACUGGAGCACACCGGCAGCAACAGCAACAGCAGUAUGGAGCUCGAGUCCAGGUCCCUGAACCAGCGGUCGCUCGUCGGUCUUACUCUGCUGAUCAUUUGCAGGUACCCGAGACAGAUCUUGCAACCGGUGGAAUUCUCCAAUCAACCGAGAACCACGUCAUGAUCCUCCAGAGGGCACUGUCAAGGCUGAUCGAGAAGAACGAGCAAGACGAGGAUGAUGGCGAGGAGAACAAGGAUCGACAUGCUGCCACCGCCAUUACCACUGAAGGAGAGAACACACCAACCACCAAGACAGGAUCCAUCUCUUCUUCUUCGUCCACACCUCCAGGAACACCCCCUCACCGUAAGGUUGUUACCAAGUACCUCAAGGUCGAAACUGAGCGUCUGGAUUCUGAGAAGGCGGCUGCUAUCACUCUAAUGGCCGGAGAAUCGGAUAUCACUCUCGCACCACCCACCACGACGACUGCUGCACCUGUGACCGAGAUCUCGGAGAAGGAUACCCAGAAGCAGGAACAAGAAAAGCCCAAGAAGAAAACUGGUCGGGUCUCGAUCUUUUUGCAGAAGGAUGGACUCGACUUGCCCCUGCCUUCCACCACACCUCUGUCGACUGAUUUGAGGAGACAGCCCUCCAAGGCGGGUGUUCUGAGCAACCUGUUGAAGCUCCAAGGCAUUGGUCGUCAACAAAAGCAACACCGCGCACCAAAGGUCAAGACAACAAAGGAAAAAAAGAAGCGACCGACCAUGUACAGCCGCUCAGCAAACGUAUCGACUGCAUCCCUCGCCACCAAAUCCGUCUUUGGAACCUACCCUCCCUUGCCCGCCACACCUUCUCAACAGCAGCAAGGGUCGACAUCUCUCUCAAUCUUCCACCCAACCCCUCGCAACAACAACGGGAACAACAGUGGGACCAACAGCAACCGUCAAUCGGCCCAUUUUGACAAUGUCUUUGCUCAGUCGUUCUCGGUCAUGAACUCGCCCCUCCAAUCGCCCAACAUAUCGCCUCGCGGAUCCUUCUCUGGUGGCGAAAAUACUCCUAACGGAUUCUACUUCACGCCGGCCGCCAGCGGUGCCACCAGUCCCAACAGUCCCUAUGGAGCUCCUCUUUCAAGCGAGGAAAAGAUGCUGAUCACCAUUGCGGUCGCCGAUAUUCUGGAGCGUCAGGAUUUUAUUCUGAGGCUGGCAAAGUCGUUGAUCAAGUACGGAGCUCCCUCGCAUCGACUCGAGGAUGCAGUCGACCAUGCUGCCAAGACACUCGAGAUCAACCUGCAGUGCGUCUACCUCCCCAACGUCAUGAUAGUCUCUUUCACCGACUAUGAAACUCACACCUCCGAGACCCACUUGCUCAAGGUCCCUGCUGGUCUGGACAUGUACAAGUGUGCGAUGGUUCACCAAGUCCAAAAGAUGGUCACCCACUCCUCCAUGCCUUUCGAAGAAGCCAUUAUGAAACUGGACGCGAUCAACACCGAGAAAGAUGCCAACGGCCGCUGGAUCACCGUCUUGGCCUAUGCCGUCGCCGGAUUCUGCACAGCACCCAUGUUCUUCAAGGGCAAUUGGAUCGACGCCUCCAUCUCAUUUUUCAUGGGCGCCGUCGUCGGUUUGCUGGUCUGGCUCUCUGAAAAAGUCCCCAGCUACGCACACAUAUGCGAUGUCACCAUGUCUAUCGUCGUCGCCUUUGUCGCCGAAGCCCUCCACCACCACAACGUCUGCACAUCCGCCAUCAAAUUCGCGGGUAUUGUCAUCCUCCUCCCCGGAUACACUAUCACCUGUUCGAUCCUCGAAAUCAGCUCCCGCCACAUCAUCUCCGGUUCUGUCCGCCUCUUUUAUGCAGUUGUAUUUUCUCUCCUCCUCGGAUACGGUCUGACCAUCGGCGCUUCCCUCUGGUACCUCUUCGACCACUCCAACCGCGACGACGAAUCCAAAUUCUCUGCAGAAUGCCCUAACGCACCCCUGAACCCACUCUGGAAUAUCCUCUUCGUCCCCUUCUUUGCAAUCUCGCUCAACAUCUGGCUCAAAGCCCACCCUCGCCAAUGGCUUCUCGCCACCGUCCUCUCCAUCGUCGGGUACGCGGUCUCCUAUACCUCCGCUGUCUAUGGCGGCGCCAAGACCGAAGUCUCCUCAGCCCUCGCCGCAUUCGCUAUCGGACUCUGCGGAAACAUCUAUCAACGCCUCACCCGUCAAUUGACCUUCCAGGCGGUUGUGUGUGCAGUCUUCUUUUUGGUCCCGGGUUCGAUUGGAUUGAAGGGUGCGAUGGCUUGGUUCACGGAGGACAUGUCGGGUGGAAUCAACUUUGCGCUGCAGAUGGUAGUCACUGCGAUUGCUAUCAGUGUCGGGCUGUUUACUUCUGCGUUAGUGGUAUAUCCCAUGGGCAAGACUCGGUCUGCUCAGAUGACUUUUUAG